Xenopus tropicalis (tropical clawed frog) is the source of this 946-nucleotide messenger RNA. It is a transcript of the gene tmem147, whose product is annotated as transmembrane protein 147. The record is from RefSeq and is marked provisional. Gene Ontology annotation, cellular component: plasma membrane; endoplasmic reticulum membrane. Lineage: Eukaryota; Metazoa; Chordata; Amphibia; Anura; Pipidae.
CUGUGCCAGUCAGUGAGUGAGAGCGGAUCCCGGGAGCCGGAGGCGCAAUGACUCUGUUUCACUUCGGCAACUGUUUCGCCCUGGCCUAUUUCCCCUACUUCAUUACGUACAAAUGCAGCGGCCUGUGAGUGUCUCCCUAGCGGGGUGGGGGGGGGUCCCACAUUCCCGGGGUAACCUCUAAUCCGUGUGUCUCUGUAUAACAGGUCCGAGUACAACGCCUUCUGGAGGUGCGUUCAGGCCGGGGCCACCUACCUGUGUGUGCAGCUGUGUAAGAUGCUGUUCCUUGCGACUUUCUUUCCUACAUGGGAGGGGGCUGUUGGUGCUUAUGACUUUAUUGGGGAGUUCAUGAAGGCCACCGUGGACCUGGCAGACUUGCUGGGGCUGCAUUUAGUUAUGUCCCGGAAUGCAGGAAAGGGGGAGUAUAAGAUAAUGGUAGCGGCUAUGGGCUGGGCCACCGCAGAACUUGUCAUGUCAAGGUGUCUCCCCCUGUGGGUCGGAGCGAGAGGGAUAGAGUUUGACUGGAAAUACAUUCAGAUGAGCAUCGACUCCAACAUCAGCCUGGUCCAUUACAUGGCGGUCGCCGCUCUCGUCUGGAUGUGGACUCGCUACGACCUCCCCACGCAUUACCGGCUGCCCGUUACCGUGUUAUUGGGGCUCAGCAUGUAUAAAGCCUUCCUUAUGGACUGCUUCGUACACAUAUUCAUCAUGGGCAGCUGGACGGCGCUUCUGCUGAAAGCCGUGAUCACUGGGGUCCUGUCGCUCAGCUGCCUGACUCUCUUUGUCAGUCUCGUUCAUGGGAACUGAGUCCGUUAUUGCACAGCGGCUCCGCCCCUUGCGCCUCCGGGGACCCGGACAGACCAAUGACUGUGCCCUUGGACUAUUCUGGCAUUUUUGACCUAAAUUAAUUUUGUACAAAUUUCUAUGGAAUAAAGAAGUGGACCACAAA